Molecule: messenger RNA, 2796 nt
Organism: Cryptomeria japonica (Japanese cedar)
Lineage: Eukaryota; Viridiplantae; Streptophyta; Pinopsida; Cupressales; Cupressaceae
Product: protein ACTIVITY OF BC1 COMPLEX KINASE 8, chloroplastic
Exons: 20
Coding region: 281-2587 (768 amino acids)
Biological process (GO): regulation of response to reactive oxygen species
Source: RefSeq, a predicted model, not a curated record
ACGACAAGAUAGCACAGCCAAAUAGCUGGACCAAUGGCGGAUCUUUAUCCACACAAAACCAUCGUGGCAAAGGCUUUGCCAUACAUUUGGCAUAACCAAAAUCCAGGGAGUACGAGAAAAAUUAAAAAAGAAACAGCAGAAUCCACGUCCUGGCUUACAGUUAUUAAAACACAGCAUCAUACCCAAGCUUGUUUCUCUUUCUACUGAAACUGAAACAAUUUUCGAACCCGUGACCUCCUUAAGAAAAUAAUAUUUUUUAGCAGCAGGGCAGAGAGCAGCCAUGGCUGCCUCUGUAGCUACUACAAUCCCCCGCCCGCCUCCAGGGCAUCUCUUACACUCGGGCCUUAGCCCAGGUUUCAAACCCCUUACAUCCAGAGUCAAGCUGCGCAAGCUCGCGAUUAAAGUGUCGGCGUCGCUUGCCGAAGAUGACAGAACAGUUUCGUCGGAUGAGAAGAACCUCGUGGUUCUCGGGGUCAACGGUUCGAGCCGCAAUAACGGCAACGGAGCUGCAUUUGAGGUGGGAAGCUCUGCUUCUUUUAUUUCUAACUCGAACACAAAUGGCAACGGAGCAGCUAGAGUUUCUGUUAAUGGCAGCGAGAAAAGGUUAGCAUUGGCUGAGAAGAAAAAUAGCAACGGUGCGGCGACGGGCUCCGUUCAGUUUGACAGCUAUAUUGGUGGAAAUGGCGCUUAUGCGAGGGUGGAGGAAGAUAAGAGAAGCAAGGUGGAAGAAAUCGGGCAGGAGGAGGCAUGGUUUAAACGGGACGGACGAGAUAAUCUUCAGGUUUCUGUAGCUCCUGGUGGUCGAUGGAAUAAGUUUAAGAAAUACUCAACAAUACAAAGAACCAUGGAGAUAUGGGGUUCUCUUAUCACCUUCUUAUUUAAGGCAUGGCUUGAUAAUCAAAAGUUCACAUACAAAGGUGGGAUUACUGAGGAGAAAAAAAAGGAAAGGCGGAAAGUCCUAGCUAAGUGGUUGAAAGAAACUAUUUUGAGAUUAGGACCAACAUUCAUAAAAAUUGGGCAGCAGUUUUCCACCCGGGUUGAUAUUCUUGCACAGGAAUAUGUUGAUCAAUUAGCAGAGCUUCAGGAUCAAGUACCCCCAUUUGACUCGGAAACUGCAGUUGCUAUAGUUCAAAAGGAAUUAGGGAAGCCUGUGGAUGAGAUUUUUGAGCGGUUUGAUCGUGAUCCAAUUGCUGCAGCUAGUCUUGGCCAGGUACACCGUGCAAGGUUGAGAGGUCAGGAAGUUGUUGUCAAGGUUCAGCGGCCAGGGCUCAAGGAAUUGUUUGACAUUGAUCUGAAGAAUUUGAGGGUUAUAGCAGAAUAUCUACAAAAGAUUGAUCCAAAGUCAGAUGGUGCCAAAAGGGAUUGGGUUGCUAUUUAUGAUGAAUGUUCCACUGUUCUGUAUCAGGAAAUUGAUUAUAGCAAGGAAGCUGCAAAUGCAGAGUUGUUUGCAAAAAAUUUUAGGAGCAUGGAUUAUAUUAAAGUUCCAAAAAUUUGUUGGGAAUACAUAACACCACAGGUCCUUACAAUGGAGUAUGUUCCAGGCAUCAAAAUAAAUAGGAUUGCUGCUUUGGAUCAGCUGGGAGUUGAUCGACAAAAGUUGGCGAGAUAUGCUGUUGAGUCCUACUUGGAGCAAAUUCUACGACACGGAUUUUUUCAUGCAGAUCCUCAUCCUGGAAAUAUAGCUGUAGAUGAUGCAAAUGGAGGCCGACUCAUUUUUUAUGAUUUUGGCAUGAUGGGAAGCAUUAAUCCAAACAUAAGAGAAGGGCUAUUGGAAGUUUUUUAUGGGGUGUAUGAGAAGGAUCCUAAUAAGGUGUUACAAGCCAUGGUUCAGAUGGGCGUUUUAGCGCCUUCUAGUGAUAUGACUGCUGUCAGGCGAACUGCUCAAUUUUUUCUCAACAGUUUUGAAGAACGUUUGGAAUCCCAGAGGAAAGAAAAAGAGAUGGCAACAACGGAGCUUGGGUUCAAGAAACCAUUGACAAAGGAAGAAAAAGUGGAAAAGAAAAAGCUCCGUCUUGCAGCAAUUGGAGAGGAUCUAUUAUCUAUAGCAGUGGACCAACCUUUCCGUUUUCCAGCUACUUUCACAUUUGUUGUUAGGGCAUUCUCAGUGUUAGAUGGCAUUGGAAAAGGUCUUGACCCUCGUUUUGAUAUAUCUGAGAUUGCAAAGCCGUAUGCACUGGAAUUGCUACGAUUUCGAGAGGCUGGGAUUGAAGUACUUGUGAAGGAUUUCAGUCAAAGAUGGCAGCGACAAGCACGUGCAUUUUCUAAUCUUUUUAGACAAGCUGAUAGAGUUGAGAAACUUGCUGAGGUUAUUGAACGCCUGGAACAAGGGGAUUUGAAGCUACGAGUCCGUACUCUUGAGUCAGAACGAGCAUUCAAGCGAGUUGCUGCUGCUCAGAAAACAAUAGAAAAUGCUGUCUUGGGAGGAACGUUGGUCAAUCUUGCCACCAUUCUGCACUUUAACUCUAUUCGGUUGCCUGCUAUGGCUGCAUAUUUUGGAAGUGCAAUCUUUUUCCUCCUAGUUCUUAUUGGUAUAUUGAAAGUUCGAAGGUUGGAUCAACAGGAGAGACUUAUAACAGGCACUGCUUGAUGAAGGCAUGAGCAUAGUUUCCUUUUAAAGUUUUGUUCCCACUGGUCAAGCUUCUUUUGUCAACAAUCUUCAUCUCCAUUAUCUUUUGUAUUGUCACUUAAAAUUCAUUAUAUAUCCCAUUGUCCCCAUAAAGUUGUUUCGGGAAAACAAAACAACUGUGAAUGAUGUAAAUGUAUUUAUAAUCUAUUCAUGGAUUGAGUUACAUUCUA